Molecule: messenger RNA, 1074 nt
Organism: Colletotrichum phormii
Lineage: Eukaryota; Fungi; Ascomycota; Sordariomycetes; Glomerellales; Glomerellaceae
Product: pre-mRNA-splicing factor SPP2
Exons: 1
Coding region: 1-1074 (357 amino acids)
Biological process (GO): mRNA splicing, via spliceosome
Cellular component (GO): spliceosomal complex
Source: RefSeq, a predicted model, not a curated record
AUGUCAGACGGCUCUAAAGCCCCGAGGAUAGCGAUCAGCUUCGGCGGCUCCUCGAGCUCAAAAAACAACAAGAAACCUUCACGCCCAGACCCACCAUCAUCGCUAGGCAAGCGGUCGCGGACGAAUGCGCUAAACAACUUUGACUCGGACUCGGAAGGCGAGCGCGAUCAUGGCCGCGGACGACACGAAGCGAUCACAGAAAUCGGCGGGGACUCUGCCCGGAAACGAGAGAAGAAGCCCCGCGAGCUGGUGAUUGGAAAGCAAAGCAACCGCGACUGGAAGACCGAGUUGCGCGGGCGCAGGGGAGGCAAGAAUUUGCUGCCCGCGGAGGUGCAGGCACAACGAGAGCAGGAACGGAAUGGUGCACAGCAAGAGGCAGAGAGAGAGCCCACCGAUGCGGACAAGGAGAUACAAUGGGGGUUGACGGUCAAGAAGCGCAAGACGAGCGAAGAGGAUGCCACACCAACAGACCAGGGCGAAACGGUAGACAACGACGGCCAGGGCGAUCGUUCACCAAAGGAGAAACGGGCACCUCGGACAGCAGACGAAGACGCCAUGGACGCCUUGCUUGGUAACAAGCGCCAGGAAGAAGAGGACAUUGUCAUCCAAGCCACGGAACAGGACGCCUACCUCUCCGACAUCAAGCGCGUGGGCCAAGACGCGACGCUCGCAGACUACGAUGCGAUACCGGACGGCGAGUUCGGCGCCGCGCUGCUGCGCGGCAUGGGCUGGGACGGCAAGAUGCGCGGGCCCAAGAAGAAGCAGCCGACGGAGAGGCGGCAGAACCAGCUCGGCCUCGGGGCCAAGAAGCUGGAGGGCGCGGAGGACCUGGGGCAGUGGAACCACGGCGGGAAGAAGAAGAGCAGCCGGCCGAGGCUGGACGAGUACCGCCGCGAGGAGGAGAAGAAGCGCAGCGAGCGCAAGGAGCGGAGGGGCGAGAGCUAUAGGGACGAGAGGGAUCGUGAGCGGGAUAGGCACGGGGGCUCGCACCGUGAUAGGGAGAGGGAAAGGGAUAGGGAUAGAGAUCGGGAUUAUUACAGCUCGAGACAUCGGAGCGGCGACUCACGACGAUGA